GCGGAGGGGGGGGAGGAGGCGGAGGGGUCUCGGCUGCGCUCCCCGUCCGGCAUGGCGGAGGCUCAGCAGCUGCGGGUUCAGGAGGCCAUCGACGGCAUGGUGCAGGGCCUGGAGCGGGAGCACAUCCGAAAGAUGCAGGGCCUGAUGUUCCGCUGCAGCGCCACGUGCUGCGAGAACCCGCGGGCCUCGAUGCAGCAGGUGCACCAGUGCAUCGAGCGCUGCCACGCGCCGCUGGCCCAGGCCCAGGCCCUGGUCACGCAGGAGCUGGAGCGCUUCCAGAGCCGCCUCUCUCGCUGCACAAUGCACUGCAACGACAAAGCCAAGGAUGCCUUGGACUCGGGGAGCAAAGAAUCGCAGGUGAAGCUGCAGCUGGAGACCUGCGUGAUGAAGUGUGUGGAUGACCACGUUCACCUCAUCCCCAGCAUGACCAAGAAGAUGAAGGAGAGCUUGGCCGGCAUCGCUCAGUAAUUCCACCCCUGUGCACAAACCCAGGCAGCAGAUAUGGAUUUGUGCGUCUUAAUACUUCCUGAGUAGGGGAACAUGCACUUGUGUGCGUAUCCAAGUCUGGGCGAGAUCUAAGCAGAGGUUUUGUCACUGGCGGCUGGCAUGUUUUGCCACCCACUCAAGACGAGAGAUUCAAGCAGGAAAGGAGCCAUCGGAAUCUGGAAAGCUGUACUGCUUAAGUUUGCCGAGUGAGUCAGAAAUGAAGAUUGUAAGGCGGUUUAAAAAUGCCACAUCAAAAUGUGAACUUUGCUGUCAAAAUCUGUGAGGCCUUUUUAGUCACUCCCAAACAAAUGUUUAUUAAAUUUUUAAAAUCUAGUAGAGUUUCACAUUA
Molecule: messenger RNA, 835 nt
Organism: Thamnophis sirtalis
Lineage: Eukaryota; Metazoa; Chordata; Lepidosauria; Squamata; Natricidae
Gene: TIMCC
Product: TIM double twin CX3C motif chaperone
Cellular component (GO): cytoplasm
Source: RefSeq, a predicted model, not a curated record